AUGCGCUGCCGGGGAGGAGGAAGGGUCGGGGGAGGCCGGCUGCCCGCCGCGAUCCUCUCUGGGCUGCUGCUGCUGCUGCUGGCGCGGCCGCCCCUGCCCAGCGCGGCGGCGGCGGCGGCGGGGUCGCCGUCGGAGCUGCGGGUGCGAGUCCGGCUGCCCGACGGGCAAGUGACGGAGGAGAGCCUGCAGGCGGACAGCGGCGCCGACUGCGUCAGCCUGGAGCUCCGCAAGGGCGACGGGACCCUCAUCACCCUCACGGCCGACUUCAAGCAGGAGGUGAAGAUAUUCCGAGCCCUGAUCCUUGGGGAACUGGAGCGAGGCCAAAGCCAGUUCCAGGCACUCUGUUUUGUCACCCGGUUGCACCGCAAUGAAAUCAUCCCCAGCGAGUCAAUGGCCAAACUAAGACAGAAAAACCCCCGGACGGUGCGGCAGGCUGAGGAGGUGCGGGCUCUGGAGCACCUGAGCAUGGACGUGGCUGUCAACUUCAGCAAAGGAGCCCAGCUGAGCUCCCACAUCCACAACAUCUGUUCAGAGGCCAAAGAGGCCAUCUACACCCGGGAAGAGGACGUGAAGUUCUGGCUGGAGAAAGGAGUGGACGGAUCCAUGUUUGAGGUCCUGCCCCAGUCGGCUGACCUGCCUGACUUGCAACGUUGCAGGCUCUGCGCAGACCGUUGGAAGCCCUGCAUUUGCAGCUAUGCGCUGAGCAUUGAGUGGUACCCCUGCAUGCUGAAGUAUUGCAAGAGCCGCGACUCCGCUGGGAAAGUCUCCUCCUACAAGUGUGGCAUCCGUAGCUGUCAGAAGGCCUACGGCUUUGACUACUACGUGCCGCAGAAGCAGCUCUGCCUUUGGGACGAGGAGACCUAGCAGAGUGCUUGGGCGGCCAUCUUUGGGCUGUCGGUGCUUCCUUCCCACCUUCUUUCUACGGCUCUGGAUUGCCCAACCGGGAUGGCUGCCUGGAAGAGGACGGAAGGGGAAUGGUCCGGAGCGGCUUGGGACAGACCUGGCAGGCUCCAUUUUAUGAAGGUUUUGUCUGAGUUUCCUUGUCUACCCAACAGUUAACUCCCUCACACAUAUGAACACCAGCUACGUUUGGCUGUGAGACUGUCAGAGAAAGAAUGAGGUGGGAGCUGUGUCUUGUGCCAUGCUCUUGGAGCUGUUGAAGUCUCACGGCCAGCCCAAAAUCUCUUUGCCACCAGCCGUCUUAACUAUUUAAGGUUCUUGACAACCAAAAACAAAAUGUGACCCAUUGCUGCUUCACUUAAGAAAGAAAACUGAGGAAAAAGCAUAGAAGUCCCGCCUUGGCAAUCUCCCAGAGAAAGAGAAAGAAUGAGAAAGAGUUCAGAAUCCAGAGGAGUAACAGGAUUCAUCCAAGAGCAACCCCUGAGGGGUGUUUCAUGUUCUAUCAAGACUUGAACCUGUGGCCUCAGGAUCCGAGUGUGUGAGCUUGGAGAUGCUCUGAAGUUGCUACUUGGUUCAACCAAUAGAGGGAGACAAAGAACCGUGACAAGAUGGCUGUUCCACACCAGCAUCUAAGCAGAGGUGGACGUGGGCUUCUGCCCACAUAAGCUUUGCAGGAACAUGACAGAAUAACCCAGAUCGGCGUGGGGUAACUACUGGCCCCUGCAACCAUUCACCUCCAACAACACCAGACCCCUCGAUAACCAAUGCCUAAUUAUUUUAACAAGUGAAUAACGCAACUCCUGCAAGUUUCAGCAGUCACCUGGUCACGCCAGUAUGUAACCAGCACAAGGACCACGGCCAUCAGCUGGGUGGAACUAGAAGUGGGGGAGUUGAAGGAGUGCCACUGGGCUCUUCCCCUUGAUCCCGAUUGGCUCCCUGGUGCUGGAAGGAGGAGCUGAGAACACUAGUUCAUCGAGAAGCCCCACCUCUUGCUCCUGGUUGGUCUUCCCCAGUAGGAGGGUGUGCCAAUCAGCUUCCAGUUUGAAUCACUUAUUCUCCAACCUUGGCUGAAGAUCUGUGAGAGCGAAAUGCUACCACUGAAAAUGGGAGAGGCCUAAAAUCGUGCCUCUCUGUUUGAAGACCUGUGCCCCAGUGCCUUCCUUUCUCAUUAACAGAGAGAAAUAUGCCUGUGCAUUUCUAUCGCCUACACCCCCAACCCACCCCGAUCCUUAGAUGCUUGGGCAACUUACUUUUCUUUUAGUCUCACCAGUUUGCCUUCUUGGAAACAAAUGUUUUGUUAUUGGCCAGGCCCAUCAUGGGAGCCACUUCAUGAGUGGGAAAGCUUUUAAACUCAUGGCAGCCAUUUUGUGAGAGCACCCAUCACAAUCUCUCAAAAUCCCAAAGGUGCCCACUGAGCCAGUGGGAGUGAGUUCCACAUGUUAAUGAUACAUUGUGUGAAGAUGGAGGGAGAGAAAUGACUGGAAAUUUAGAGUUCCUGACAAAACUGACUUGCAAAGUAUUGCCAUGUUUUCUUUUUGGCAGGGUUCCUUUAACAGGCAGAAAUUCAUGAGGCUCAGCUCCUCCUAUGAUGGAAAUACAGUGACGGGGAAGCUUUACCUCUUUGAUUUCAGCCUGUUGUGCAGCUGCUUAAAAAGAUGGAGGUGCUGUCAAGAAAAAAAGACAAAAGGACAACAGCCAUAUUUCCCAGUCUCCCUUUUGCAUUGGCUUUACGUCUUCAGUGCCACCUCUCCCGUGCCCUCAACCACAUUGUGCCUUCUUCCUUUGCCUUGCUUAAUUCUGAACAUUUCACGUCAUUGAAGUUGAAACCUACAUUUCCAAAUAAUUGUAUUUUUUUAACCUUUCUCACAGAAUUAUUUUUGUAUGUCUCUUUUUAGGGACGUGUGUGUGUGUGUGUGUGUGUGUGUGUGUGUGUGUGUGUGUGAGAGAGAGAGAGAGAGAGAGAGAGAG
Elgaria multicarinata webbii is the source of this 2868-nucleotide messenger RNA. RefSeq names its product out at first homolog (gene OAF). The coding region runs from base 1 to 864 and encodes 287 amino acids. The transcript has 4 exons. Lineage: Eukaryota; Metazoa; Chordata; Lepidosauria; Squamata; Anguidae. The record is from RefSeq and is a predicted model, not a curated record.